AUGCACCCGGCUGAUGGCGUCUUCCCCGAGAAGGUGAACAAGGGACGUGUGCAGGUGAACGGCCGCCCCUUCACCAUCCGUGGCAACCCUCAGCAGUCCGAGCUGAAGUUCACCAAGUACCAGGGUAAGGGCUACGAGGCGGACCCCCUGACCACCAUGUUCGUCAAAGCCCGCGUGAUGGCCUUCGCGGAUGUGCCCAACCUGUUCGCGCUGCCCCAGCCCAACAUGGACGAGCUCGUCCCGGCCGAGGAGGUGGACAAGUACACCCGCCAGGAGUACACCACCAGGAUGAUGGAGGCCCUCAAGCGCGUCCAGGACGACCGCGCAGCAAAAGCGGCCAAGAGCCUCUGA
This is a messenger RNA of Symbiodinium necroappetens, 351 nucleotides long. The record is from the annotation of a GenBank genome assembly. NCBI's taxonomy places the organism in Eukaryota, Dinophyceae, Suessiales, Symbiodiniaceae.